AUGGCUUCUCAACUGACUAUCGCUACCAUCUGUCUGUUACUGGGUGACCAAAUAACAAAAAUUCAGGCGCCGAUACCUCACAUCGCAGGUCGAAAGGUUGCGAGUGACCUGGCAAAACUUAUCCAUGAUAACCAGGAUAGGAAUCAAAACAAAAAGCGUUUCUUUCCUCUCCUCGCUCUUCCAGCCGGGAUAUCCGCCGCCGGGAUAUCCGCCGCCGCGGGGGUUGUAUCUGCUGGGGCAAGCCUUGCGGGAACGACAAUUCAAGCUCUCACGUCAUUGCCAUACAAGGUUACAAUGGGCAUGGAAGUUGAAAACUGGACCAAGUUUGGAAUGGUCAACCCGCAUGUUACAGUAAAGAGUGGAGCCAUUACUACUCCUCCUGUUCCAGUUCUGCCGGGUCAAAAAGAGGCGAUGGUGGCACGAAAGACUUCAGAUACGGCUACUGGUACCUAUGGUGUGGUGUCCUGGGAAAUCGCGGGUAAAUCUCGCAGAGUAGUCGUUAUGUGGUCAGUACCAUAUGACUACAAUUUGCACAGCAACUGGUUAGCUGUCGGAAUAACAAAGCAAGACGUUAUCCAUGAUAGUGGAUGGGCUGACCAAAUGUACUACUAUGGAAGUAACGCGAAGAUAGGGUUUGACAGAAAGGAGUAUUACUACAGCGUACCAACCGUGGCAUGGGAGAACCCUGACUUAGGGUUGAUCGUUUUUGCGACCAUGAGUACUACACAACACGCUGUAGUGAAGGUCACCCUCACUGCAAAGGUUGCGAGUGACCUCGCAAAACCUAUCCAAGAAAAACUUGGAUAA
Molecule: messenger RNA, 807 nt
Organism: Dreissena polymorpha
Lineage: Eukaryota; Metazoa; Mollusca; Bivalvia; Myida; Dreissenidae
Product: tereporin-Ca1-like
Exons: 1
Coding region: 1-807 (268 amino acids)
Biological process (GO): cytolysis in another organism; pore complex assembly; monoatomic cation transport
Cellular component (GO): pore complex
Molecular function (GO): channel activity
Source: RefSeq, a predicted model, not a curated record